AUGAUAUAUAAAUUUCUUGUAGCUAUUACUUUAAUAGCGCUAUUUGUGCUAUCGGUAAGUGAAGCUGCAGUAAUGGCCAUCGACUACGGAACGGAUUGGUUUAAAGUCGCUCUCGUAAAGCCGGGAAUACCUCUUGAUAUAGUGUUAAAUAGAGACUCAAAGCGUAAAACCCAAUCAGCAUUGACAAUACGUGGUGAAGAAAGAAUUUAUGGUUCUGAUGCUGUUAAUCUAGGCGCACGGUUUCCACUCAACACAUAUUUUAGUGUCAAAAAGGUUCUCGGACGAUUGGUUGAUGAUAAAAUCAUAAAAGAUUAUCAGUCAGUCUUUCCGAAUAAAAUAGUACCAGAUCCAAUUCGUGGAACAGUUGUUUUUCAACAUAAUGAGACUACUAAUUUCUCGGUGGAAGAACUUCUUGCAAUGCAAUUUGCUCAUGCCAAAGAACAGGCCGAGGCGACUGCUCAAGAAGCCAUUAAAGAUGUUGUAAUUACGGUACCUCCAUAUUAUAAUCAAUUCGAGAGGCAAGCAGUUUUAGAUGCUGCUGAUCUUGCUGGUCUUCAUGUUCUUACGUUGAUAAAUGAUGUAACAGCUGUUGGAUUGAACUACGCGAUUUCCCGUUUUACUUCAUUUACGGAAGAACCGCAAUAUCACGUGUUUUAUGAUAUGGGCGCUGGUAGUACUAAAGCAAGCUUGAUAAGUUUCAAAACAUCAAAUGUCAAAGAUGUGGGCCGCUUUAACAAAACAAUUAUCAACCUUGAAGUGUUAUCAGUUGGCUAUGAUCGAACUCUUGGCGGACAAGAAUUUGAUAUUCGCCUUCAAAGAUAUUUUGCCGAAGAGUUUGACAAGAAAUUUAGUGGAAAAUUAAAAUCAUCUAUAUUCACAUCGGAACGUUCCAUGACAAAACUUUAUAAAGAAGCCAAUAGAGUGAAACAAAUUCUCAGCGCUAACACAGAUGCUAUUGCUUCGAUAGAAAAUUUACACGAAGAUCUUGAUUUUCGACUACCUAUUACAAGAAGUAAAUUUGAAGAAAUAACUGAUGAUCUUAGAAAACGCGUCAUUGGCCCUAUUAAUACUGCGUUGAGUAACGGCAAAUUAACUUUAGCUGAUAUUCAAUCUUGCGUAUUAGUUGGUGGUGGAGUUCGUGUUCCAUCAAUUCAAGCUGAGCUUAAAGAUAAAGUUGGAGAAGAAAAAAUUGCUCAAAAUGUAAAUGGCGAUGAGGCUGCAGUGUUUGGUGCUGCCUUCAGAGGAGCAGGUCUAAGCCGCCAAUUUAAAGUGAAAGAAAUCAAAGUUAAAGAUAUAACUCCUUAUUCUAUUGAGGUUGAUUAUUCUUCUGAGCCAAAAAAUUCUGAAGAUGGCACUUCAAAAUCUAAAGUAUACCAUACGGUGUUAUUUAAUGAGUUUACUACUAUUGGAACGCGUAAAAUGAUGAGUUUCCCACGUACAAGUGAUUUUAAUUUUUCAUUAAAUUAUGCCAAACUAGAUGACGAAAUCGCUAGAGAUUUUGGGCCUACAAAUAUUGCAAUUUCUAAAAUUACUGGUUUGACUGACGCUAUCAAGCAAUUUAAUGAUGUUGGUGUAGACCGCCCUAAAGUCAAAGUUACUUUGCAACUAUCUGAUUCCGGUUUAGUUUCUGCAACAGAUGCUAUCGUGACUAUUGAACAUCAGUCUUUGGCAGAUAAAUUCAAAUCAUUUUUUCAAUCAGAAGAGUCAAUUAAAGAUGUUCCAUUACCAGACGAAACGCCAAAUUCAGUGAAUGCGUCAGAAUCUACACCAGAAACAAAAAAUUUGAGCAUUGAGAUAGAAUAUGUUGGUAUCAAGCCUUUGGGUGAAAAUGAGAAAGUGAUAUCAAUUAAGCGACUACGUGCAAUGGACGCUUCUGAUCUUCAACGACGAGUGCGCGAGGAAGCAAGAAAUAACUUGGAAGCUUUCGUUUAUCGCGUACGAGAUUUGAUUGAAAAUAAUGAAGUAAUGCUAGUUAGUACGGACAAUCAACGCGCUGAAUUAUCAUCAAAGUUGUCUGAAACAUCUGAUUGGUUAUAUGAAGAAGGCGAAAAAGCUGAAACCGAUGAGUUCAGAUUGCGUCUCACGAAUCUCAAGUUACUUGAACAACCUAUUGCAUUUCGACGAGAAGAGCGCGACAAACUUCCAGGGGCAAUCUUUACAAUCAAAACUGCUAUCAACAGCACUCGUGCUUUUGUUGAGGAAAUCAAAACGAACACUACAGCCGAAAAUCGUUAUUACACAGACGAAGAACUUAACAAAUUAUUAAAUAUAGUUGGGAAAGUUGAAGAGUGGCUUAAUGAAAAAUUAGUUAUACAAGAAAAAACUCCACCUCACGUUGAUCCAGUUUUGACUAGUACAGAUAUUGAAAAAAAAUUAAAUGAAAUGGAACGCGAAUUUUUACUCUUGAUGUGUGUUCCCGAACUAACAGCUUCAAAUACAUUUAUAAAUCAUAUAGCACAAGUUCAAAAUUUUGCAAAUUUUUAUAAUUUUCAAAUACGAAAAGAUAAAGUAGAACGUGAUAAAAAUAAUAAUAUUAAAAAAAGAACUAUAUUAUGUUCACGCGCAGGUGUUGCUGAACAAAAAAAAGAAAAAAUUCAUCAAAGAGAUCGUCAUUCUCAAAGAUGUAAUUGUCCUUUUAUGAUUAGAGCAUCAUUUAAUUUACAAACCGGUCUUUGGCAUAUUUUGGCUAUAAAUUUGGAACAUAAUCAUGAAAUGAUGAUUCCUGGGCAUAAAAAAUUUUUAAAUAAUCAAAGAAUAAUUCCACAAGAAAUUAAAGAUCGAAUUAAAAUUUAUCAUCAAGCAGCAGAUGAAUUUAUUAAUACUUUAAAGCAAUUCAAAAGAGAAAUUAAUGGAUUUGAAUAUAAAAUCAAAGUUGAUGAAAGUUCAAAUGAAUUACUUCAA
Molecule: messenger RNA, 2901 nt
Organism: Funneliformis caledonium
Lineage: Eukaryota; Fungi; Glomeromycota; Glomeromycetes; Glomerales; Glomeraceae
Source: the annotation of a GenBank genome assembly